AACAAGAUACUUGCACCCACGUGGAGAAGAGCGCCUCUCGUCUUUUACUUUCGUCUAUGUGGGUCCGUGUGGGCUAGAGUCUUAAGCUAGCCGGAUUGGACUCAUAUAAGGCCCAGGAAAACCUCGGAUUACCGCAUUUUCCCUCCUGACCAUCAUGUGCUACAACCACUACGUUUCCAUCUGCAAACCCCUGCACUACGGGACCCUCCUGGGCAGCAGAGCUUGUGCCCACAUGGCAGCAGCUGCCUGGGCCAGUGCCUUUCUCAAUGCUCUGCUGCACAAUACAUUUUCCCUGCCACUGUGCCAUGGCAAUGCCCUGGGCCAGUUCUUCUGUGAUAUUCCCCAGAUCCUCAAAGUCUCCUGCUCACACUUCUACCUCAGGGAACUUGGGCUCCUUUCUGUUAGUGCCUUCUUAUCAUUUGCCUGUUUUGUGUUCAUGGUUUACUCCUAUGUGCAGAUCUUCAGGGCCGUGCUGAGGAUCCCCUCUGAGCAGGGACGGCACAAAGCCUUUUCCACCUGCCUCCCUCACCUGGCCGUGGUCUCCCUGUUCCUCAGCACUGCAGCCUUUGCCUACCUGAAUCCCCCCUCCAUCUCUUCCCCAUCCCUGGAUCGGGGAGUGUCAGUUCUGUACUCGGUGGUGCCUCCAGCCCUGAACCCCCUCAUCUACAGCCUGAGGAACCAGGAGCUCAAGGAUGCCCUGAGGAAAAUGAUGACUGGAUGAUUUCUGAAGCAACCAAUUUCCCAUUUUCUUCUGCAUAGCUUUCAGAAUGGAACUCAUGAAAGGCCCAACAGGCCUUCCGAGGGCUUUGGUAAUGUUCAGUGGGUUUUUCUCUCAUAAAAAUACCCUCAAUGAAACUCUUUAAUCCCCCCAUCAAAUUCACUGUUCACCUCUUGAUCUUGACCCAGAAGCUCUGUAAACCAGGGUUUGUGCUAUCGCUGCAUUUGAAGAAAAGAAACUACCUUGCAGUGCCUGUUUUAUCUGGGAUCCCAGCUCAGAGACCUGCAUGAAGUUAGAGGGGAGAAGGGGAAAAGAGUCCCAGCAGAGCAGCACGGCCAGGGAGCAGCAGGGGUUGGUCCUUUCAGAGCUGCCCUGCCCAACUCCAGCCUCUCCUUCCCAUCCCUGCUGUGGCUGUAAGGCCGGAGUGCUCUGGCAGCUUGGUCACUGUCCUGCUGCGUGUCCCUGCUGUGGCCACAGGCAGGGACAGGCCAUGGGCACUGCUGGGACACAGCUGGGCUCCAGCACAGCAG
Haemorhous mexicanus (house finch) is the source of this 1248-nucleotide messenger RNA. Its product is annotated as olfactory receptor 14J1-like. Gene Ontology annotation, biological process: G protein-coupled receptor signaling pathway. Gene Ontology annotation, molecular function: olfactory receptor activity. The record is from RefSeq and is a predicted model, not a curated record. NCBI's taxonomy places the organism in Eukaryota, Metazoa, Chordata, Aves, Passeriformes, Fringillidae. Gene Ontology annotation, cellular component: membrane.